GAUAUACACUGCUCAGAAGGUUGAAUUUGCUGGAGGAAAGUAAUUUGGAACAGAUAGUGAGGUCGCAUCUAAGACAUUGCUCUGUUACAUGGUAAAGUCGCUAACAAGCCGGCAACUUGAUGUGGUUUCUUUAACCCCUAUUGUAAAUUUGACUGCCGAAGCCAUGCAUCAUGACUUCGUCAAGGUCUUGGAAUGUGUCGAAGAUGUUGGGUUUGAAAUUGUGGCCAUUUCCAUAGACAACAGUACGCCCAACAGAAAGUUUGUCCAAAAGAUCCUUUGCAAUGGAGUGGUUCAACCAUGGGUACACCAACCCCUUGACAACACCAGAAAAUUGUUCAUCGUUAUUGAUAUGGUGCAUAAUUUCAAGAACAUCUACAACAACAUACUGAACAAGAAACAUUUCGCUUGUCCUGAGUUUCAAGGCAAAGAUGUUAAGGCAUCUUUUGACCACGUGGAAAUGAUCUGGAAGCUUGAGCGAGGAAAACCCACACGUAUGUCGCACAAGCUCAGUGAUAAGGUUCUACCUACACCCAUCAGUUCUGGAACGGACAAAUGUGAAAUUGGCAGAUGGCUUCUUCCACGAGAGCACCAUUAA
Messenger RNA from Tigriopus californicus, 595 nucleotides. RefSeq lists its product as uncharacterized. Lineage: Eukaryota; Metazoa; Arthropoda; Copepoda; Harpacticoida; Harpacticidae. The transcript is spliced from 2 exons. The record is from RefSeq and is a predicted model, not a curated record. The coding region runs from base 89 to 595 and encodes 168 amino acids.